Messenger RNA from Thermothelomyces thermophilus ATCC 42464, 3248 nucleotides. RefSeq lists its product as uncharacterized. The transcript has a single exon. NCBI's taxonomy places the organism in Eukaryota, Fungi, Ascomycota, Sordariomycetes, Sordariales, Chaetomiaceae. Gene Ontology annotation, molecular function: protein kinase activity; ATP binding. Gene Ontology annotation, biological process: protein phosphorylation. Bases 376 to 3015 code for a protein of 879 amino acids. The record is from RefSeq and is a predicted model, not a curated record.
UCUCUCUCUCUCUCUCUCUCUCUCUCUCUCGUCUCGAAGUUAACGCAUUGCAGCGAACCCGCAAAUUCCGGACAGGACACCAAGAAGGAAGCAGGCGAGCUUCAAGAGGAGGACUCCGAGGCUCUCGAGGAACCCCAGGGUCAAGGCGAGAUCGAGCGCCGGCUUCAGAGCCUCCAGAUCCGGGGAUAUCAAGAGCAGCAGCGGGAGCCGACCGAGCUGUCAUUCUCGCUCCUCUUUGGCCAGCCCCCCCGCUUGCUUUCCAAUCGCGCCUCGUCCGACACACUGCCCGUUGCCCAGCCUGCCAGGGGCGAACGAGCACGCGACAACAACGGCCAACCGUCGUCCCCCCGCAACUAGCGGGCUCCGCCGAUCGCCAUGGCCACCAACAGCCUGCAGGUCCGCAAUGCGGACUUCUCUGUCAGCAAACAGAUGGCGAUCGAGGACGCGGAAAAAAUGCAGGCACUAGUCGAAGAGGAAUGUAACAAGGAGGGAAAGGAAGUUCCCCCUUACCGGCUCCAAGAGUUGAUCGGCAAAGGGAACUACGGUCGGGUCUACAAGGCCACCGACCUCAAGACGAAAUCGCUCGUCGCCGUCAAGAUCAUCAACAUUGAGGAGGGCGACACCCUCAAUCCCAAACUCGCCGACACGUACAGCGAGUUUAUGCACGAAUUCUCCACCCUCAAGAAGCUCAGCGAAAGCGGCGCCAAGAACAUCAACCUCACCCUCGACGUCCUCCCGGUCGGCCAGGCCAUGUGGAUGGUGACCGAGUACUGCGCCGGAGGGAGCGUCGCGACCUUGAUGAAACCCACGGCCCCGGGCGGGCUGCAGGAGAAAUGGAUCAUCCCGAUCGUGCGAGAAGUGGCCGAGGCCAUCUACUGGGUCCACAAGGAAGGCAUCAUUCACAGAGACAUCAAAUGCGCCAACGUCCUCGUCACCGAGGCCGGCGGCGUCCAGCUCUGCGACUUUGGCGUGGCCGGCAUAGUCGAGUCCAAGCUGGACAAGCGGACCACCUUCAUCGGAACGCUCAACUGGAUGGCCCCGGAGCUGUUCGACCCCGAGCCUUCCUACAGCACGCCCGUCGACAUCUGGGCUUUCGGCUCCCUGGUCUACGAGCUCGCUUCGGGCCUCCCUCCCAACGUCAUGGCCGGCUUCAGCGUGCAACAGCUGGGUCAGUAUAUCAAGCAUCACGCUCCCCGCCUGGAGGGCGACUACUCGGACAAGAUCAAGGACCUGGUGGCGUUCUGCCUGGUCGAGGACCCGGCCAAGCGGCCGAGCAUCCAGGAGAUCCAGCGGCACCCAUUCAUCUACAACACGAGCGAGGAGUACCCGACCUCCUCGCUCGCCAACCUCGUCAAGGCGUACAAGCUCUGGGAAGGGCAAGGCGGCGUCCGGAGAUCGCUCUUCGCCCCGGUCGGCGUCCAAGGGCCAUCCGAUCAUUCGUCCCCGGGCCUGCCCAACGACGAGUGGAACUUCAGCACCACGGUCGACUUUGACCGGCAGGUCAUGAACACGGAUGCCCAGGCCGUCUUCGACGUCUACGGCUCCAACGUCGAUUUCGAGAUCAGCGAGCAGACCUCCCGCCCUGCCAAGCCCAAGCAGCGCCGGCGUCUCCCGCCGCAGCUCCAGCCGCUGAAGGCGCCUCUAGAGAAGGUCUUCGACCCCAACACCAUCUCCAACUACGAGGAAAACUCGCGCGCCUACUACGGCAAAGCCCCGCCGCCCCCGAUGACCAGUACGACAUCGGAUCUUCCCCUGCGCGACGACUCGCUCCACUCCACCCUGCGGGAGUCUCUGAUCGACCUCGAUGCCUCCCUCCACGACGGCGGCGAGCUCUCUCAGUUUGUCGACAUGGCAACCAUCCGGGCGGGAAUGCGCCUCCCGAGCGACUCGGACGGCGAGGAGACGACGGAUUUCAACAGACCGCCCCUGAGCGAUCCAGCAGACCUGAACGCGAACCGGCGCACUCAGGAAUGGAAAUUCCCGACCAUGGCCCCCCCGGCUUCGGCGAACCCGGAAAUGUCCCGGUUCCCGUUCCACGAGGAUCGGCCCGACCCCAACCCGGGCCCUCCCAUGAUCUACCAUCCCACGGACCGGGGUGGGUACCUCGCCGAGCCGUACGACUUGCCGCCGGCGCAGUCUCAGGACAACCGCGCCUCGGUGGGCAGCCUCAUCGACCUGGACGAGGGCCUGGUGAUGCCGGAGCCCGCCCGGCCAUCCACCGCCAACUCGGACGCCGCCUCGAUGGCGGGAUCGGACAUUGGCGGCGCAAACCCGUUCGACCUCGAGCGCCACGCCUCCCUCUACCAGCCGCAUCAGCUCGGCAUCCGCGAGCCCUCCAUCUUGAUCUCGGACGACAGCGAGUUCGCACAGCUGGCAAAGACAACCACCAUCACUACCACCACCACCGCCGGCGGCGGCGGCGGCGACGACGGGCAGUCGGGGCCUCCCGACUUCGCCUCGGCCGCUAGCGGUAGCGGCUUCCGCUCGACGUCCCACUCGCGCUCGACCAGCUACGACGACGACAACUACUCGGCCAGCGGCUACGACUCGGAGUCCCUCACCAUGGGCCCGUCCAAUUCGUCGAUGAGCAUCACCGACCGGCGCAGCAGGGCCCGGACCAGGGGACGGUCGCAGUCCGGCGCGAGCGUCAGCAGCACCAGCAACAACAACAACUACUACUACAACAACUACAACAACAACGCGCAGCUGCAGCAUCCGAGGAUAGCGGCGGCGGCAGCCGCCGGGGCGAUGAACGGUUCCGGGCUGGACCACGCGGACACGAAUGAAAGGGGUGGUGGAGGUGCUAGUGGAGGUGUUGAGGGUGGUGUUGCUGGGGUGCCACCGGCACCGCCGUCGGCGAGGGUCAUGCUGGGCGCGGCCGGCCGCGAGGAGGUGCGCGAGGAGGUGAUGCGGCUGCUGGCGAGCUUUUCGGAGCAGCUGUGUGCGACGAAUGCCUACGUCUCGGCGCUGCCGAUCAGCACGGGGCGCAGGGGCAGCGAGGCGUAUGCUGGCUGAGGAUAUGCUGGGUUACUACGCACGCACACAAUGGGCAUGGAAAGAUGGAUGGAUUGGCGAAGUGCGGAUCAUCUCUUGCGCAGUUUUCCACGACAAUUUUUUUUUUUUUAUUUUCCCUGUAGAGUAUGACGGAUGACAUAGCAUCAUGGCUAGACAGCGUGGCGUUUGGAAGGGGAAAGAGACGGCGCAGAUAUUAUUUACUUGGGCGGUUCAUUCACGAGGAAUAAUCAGUC